AUGAAGACAUUGGAAACACAAGUGGGUCAAUUGGCCAAUACUAUGAAGACAAAAAUGUCUAGAUCUUUUCCAAGUGAUACGGAGAAGGAUCCAAAAGAGUGUAAUGCAAUUACUUUGAGGAGUGGAAAAGAAUUGGACACUCUUACAGUUCGGAAGAACAAGGUCGAUGAGAUCCCAAUGAAUGGUGAGAAAGAAGAAGACAAAUUUCACAAGAAGGAAAUUGAUGAACAAUUUGCAAAGUCCUUGGAUAUUUUCAAGAAAAUACAUAUUAACAUUCCUUUUGUAGAUGCUCUUGAACAAAUGCCAAACUACGCUAAGUUUAUGAAGGAGGUGAUGUCUAAGAAUUGUAAGUUAGAAGAGUGUAGUGCCAUUAUAAAGAUACAAGUACCGAAAAAGUUGAAAGAUCCGGGAAGUUUUACAAUUCCAUGUGUUAUUGGAGUGCUACAUAUUGAGAAGGCCUUGUGUGAUUUGGGUGCUAGUAUCAAUCUAAUGCCUUUCUCUGUCUUUUGGAAACUCAAUCUUGUAGAGGUCACACAAACUACUAUUUCCUUACAAUUGGCAGAUCGUUCUUUGACGUAUCCUAGAGGUAUCAUUGAAGAUGUUCUAGUGAAGAUUGAUAUAUUCAUUUUUUUGGUUAAUUUUUGUGUGCUUGACAUGGAGGAAGACCAAGAAAUUCUAAUAAUCUUGGGAAGACCUUUUCUAGCAACCGGGAAAGCUUUGAUUGAUGUUCAUGAUGGUAACUUGACUCUAAGGGUGAAUGGUGAAGAAGUAAAGUUCAACAUUAGUAAUGCCAUUAAGUUUCCCAAGGAUCAAGCGGAUUGUAAGAGAGUGGAUGUAGUUAAUCCAUGCUUAAGAGACUUUUUCAAGACUAUGUUUCAUAAGGAUCCUUUGGAACUAUGUUUGACAACGCCGAUUUCUAAAGAGGACCUUGGAGUGGAUUUAGGAAUGAAUGAUAUGGAGGUGGUUGAUAGUGUCUUUGCUUUAGAAGCAUUACCAAUAGAAAAGGAGGUGUCAAAGAAGGAAGAUAUCUAUAAGGCUCCAACUCUUGAUAAUAGCUUGGAGAAAAAGAAUACUACUAGUGAUGUGCUUGUUUUGAAGCAAUUACCCGUUCAUCUUCAGUGUGCAUUUUUGAGAGAUGGAUCUACCAAACCUAUAAUAAUUUUCGCAUCAUUGAAUGAAGAAGAUGAAAGGAAGUUGUUAGAAACUUUAAGAGGUAUUCAUCCGCCUUUGCUUGGUCAAUUUUAG
Messenger RNA from Humulus lupulus (European hop), 1245 nucleotides. RefSeq lists its product as uncharacterized. Bases 1 to 1245 code for a protein of 414 amino acids. Lineage: Eukaryota; Viridiplantae; Streptophyta; Magnoliopsida; Rosales; Cannabaceae. The record is from RefSeq and is a predicted model, not a curated record. The transcript has 2 exons.